This is a messenger RNA of Aaosphaeria arxii CBS 175.79, 3093 nucleotides long. Its product is annotated as ubiquitin-activating enzyme E1. Gene Ontology annotation, biological process: protein sumoylation. Gene Ontology annotation, molecular function: SUMO activating enzyme activity. Bases 1 to 3093 code for a protein of 1030 amino acids. The record is from RefSeq and is a predicted model, not a curated record. Gene Ontology annotation, cellular component: cytoplasm; SUMO activating enzyme complex. The transcript has 2 exons. NCBI's taxonomy places the organism in Eukaryota, Fungi, Ascomycota, Dothideomycetes, Pleosporales.
AUGCAGAUCGAUGACCCAGCGGCAGCCGCUGAGCAGCUCAAGGAUGCUCAGGGCGAGAUCGAUGAGUCCCUCUACAGCAGGCAGCUGUACGUCCUCGGACACGAGGCCAUGAAGCGCAUGGGAGCCUCCAACGUCCUCGUUGUUGGCCUCCGUGGCCUUGGCGUCGAAAUCGCAAAGAACAUUGCACUUGCUGGUGUCAAGUCUCUGACCCUCUACGACCCUAAGCCCGCCGCUCUCGCGGACCUCUCCUCCCAGUUCUUCCUCCACCCUGAGGAUGUCGGAAAGCCCCGAGCGAGCGUCACUGUCCCUCGUGUCUCUGAGCUCAACCCUUAUACCCCCGUGAAGGAGUUCACACCAACAGAUCUGACGUCAGACCUGUCGCAACUGAAGCAGUUCCAGGCUAUCGUUCUGACGGAUACACCCUUGAAGGACCAAAUCACAAUUGCCGACUACUGUCACGAGAAUGGUAUCUAUGUGGUCAUUACUGACACCUAUGGACUUUUCGGCUCAAUCUUCACCGAUUUCGGUAAGAACUUCACUGUUGGAGACCCGACCGGCGAGAAUACCACCAGCGGAAUCAUCGCUGGAAUCGAUUCCGAAGGCCUAGUUUCCGCAUUGGACGAGACGCGACAUGGACUGGAGGAUGGUGAUUUCGUUACUUUCACGGAAGUUGAGGGUAUGGAGGCACUGAAUGACAGUGCUCCACGCAAGAUUGAAGUUAAGGGACCCUAUACCUUCUCUAUCGGUGACGUUGCUGGACUCGGGCAGUACAAGCGCGGAGGCCAGUACCACCAGGUCAAGAUGCCCAAGAUCAUCGACUUCGAGCCAUUCAGCAAGCAGUUGAAGAACCCCGAACACCUCAUUUCCGAUUUCGCAAAGUUCGACAGACCCCAGCAGUUGCACGUUGGUGUCCAGGCUCUGCAUGCGUUUGCCGAAAAGAAUGGCGGCGACUUCCCCCGCCCUCACCAUGAGCAGGACGCAGCCGAGGUGCUCAAGAUUGCUCAGGAAAUUGCUGGCCAGGGAGAAGAGAAGGUUGAACUCGAUGAGAAGGUUAUCAAGGAGCUCAGUUACCAGGCACGCGGAGACCUUAGCCCUGUCGCUGCAUUCUACGGUGGUCUAGCUGCACAGGAAGUCUUGAAAUCAGUGUCCGGAAAGUUCCACCCCAUCAAGCAGUUCCUCUACUUCGACUCUCUUGAGUCCCUCCCAACAUCAACCAAGCGAUCCGAGGAGCUAUGCGCGCCUAUCGGCUCUCGCUAUGACGGCCAGAUUGCAGUGCUCGGAAAGGAGUACCAGGAGAAGCUCGGCAAUGUCAAGGAGUUCCUCGUUGGUGCCGGUGCUAUUGGUUGCGAGAUGCUCAAGAACUGGGCCAUGAUGGGCUUGGGCGCUGGACCUGAGGGCAAGAUCACCGUGACAGAUAACGACCAGAUUGAGAAGAGCAACUUGAACAGGCAAUUCUUGUUCAGGCCUGCAGAUGUCGGAAAGCUCAAGAGUACGGCUGCUGCCGCUGCCGUUCAAGCCAUGAACCCCGAUCUCAAGGGCAAGAUCGUCACUCUCCAGGACAAGGUUGGACCCGAGACCGAGGACAUUUUCAAUGAGGAGUUCUGGGAGGGCUUGGAUGCUGUGACCAAUGCGCUUGACAAUGUCGAGGCGCGAACAUAUGUCGAUCGCCGCUGCGUAUUUUUCCGCAAGCCUCUCCUCGACAGCGGUACUCUUGGAACCAAAGGAAACACCCAGGUCGUCCUUCCACACAUCACCGAGUCGUACUCCUCUUCUCAAGAUCCCCCGGAGAAGUCUUUCCCCAUGUGCACACUGAGGAGUUUCCCUAACCGUAUCGAGCACACCAUUGCUUGGGCACGCGAAUCGUUCGACACCUUCUUCGUCAAGGGCCCUGAGACUGUCAACCUCUACUUGACACAGCCUGACUACCUCGGUGCCUCAUUGAAGCAGUCUGGAAGUGAGAAGCAAACUCUUGAGACAUUGCGCGAUUUCUUGGUCACGGAGAAGCCUCUGACAUUUGACGAUUGUAUCAUCUGGGCUCGCCAACAAUUCGAGAAGAAUUACAACCAUUCGAUCGAGCAGUUGUUGUACAACUUCCCCAAGGACUCCACAACUGGCUCCGGCCAGCCCUUCUGGUCUGGUCCCAAGCGCGCCCCAGACGCAUUGAAGUUUGAUGCCAACAACCCUACUCACUUCAGUUAUGUCGAGGCCGGUGCCAACCUGCAUGCGUUCAACUACGGAAUCAAUCCUAAGGGAGUCACAAAGGAGCACUACAUCUCCGUCUUGAAUGAUAUGAUCGUUCCUGACUUCAAGCCCGACCCCACUGUCAAGAUACAGGCGAACGACUCCGACCCCGACCCGAACGCCCAGCCAGCCGGAGGCGACGACGGUGAUGAUCUAUCGAAGAUCAUCGAGUCGCUUCCACCACCAAAGAGCCUAGCUGGCUUUAGGUUAGAGCCAGUUGAGUUCGAGAAGGACGAUGACACCAACUUCCACAUCGACUUCAUCACUGCUGCAAGCAACUUGCGUGCAGAGAACUACAAGAUCGAAAACGCCGACCGACACAAGACCAAGUUCAUUGCCGGAAAGAUUAUUCCAGCCAUCGCCACGACGACUGCUCUCGUUACUGGUCUUGUCAAUCUUGAGCUGUACAAGAUCCUCGAUGGAAAGACCGACAUUGAGCAGUACAAGAACGGUUUCAUCAACCUGGCUUUGCCAUUCUUCGGCUUCAGUGAGCCCAUUGCCAGCCCCAAGGGAGAUUACGUUGGUCCCGACGGAUCAAAGGUCGUCAUUGACAAGCUCUGGGACCGUUUCGAGACCGACGAUAUUCCCCUCUCAGACUUCAUUGCAGACUUUGAGAAGCGUGGCCUGAGCAUCACCAUGAUUAGCUCGGGUGUGAGCUUGCUGUAUGCAUCAUUCUACCCCCCAAGCAAACUGAAGGACAGGCUGCCAUUGACAAUGAGCAAACUUGUUGAGACGAUCAGCAAGAAGCCCAUCCCUGAACACCAGAAGAACGUCAUCUUCGAGAUCACCGCCGAGGACUCGACCGAGGAAGACGUUGAGGUUCCGUAUGUGAUGGUCAAGCUCCGCAAGUAA